Molecule: messenger RNA, 3190 nt
Organism: Penaeus chinensis
Lineage: Eukaryota; Metazoa; Arthropoda; Malacostraca; Decapoda; Penaeidae
Product: thimet oligopeptidase-like
Exons: 16
Coding region: 75-2201 (708 amino acids)
Biological process (GO): proteolysis; peptide metabolic process
Cellular component (GO): mitochondrial intermembrane space
Molecular function (GO): metalloendopeptidase activity
Source: RefSeq, a predicted model, not a curated record
GCCACCGCGAUCACAACCGGACGCGGCAAGUUUCUGUUUCCCUUGCCAGCGUCUGCUUCAGCAACAUCUCUUUGAUGACUGUCGUUUUAUUCAGUGCCUUUAGUCGAUUAUCUCUCUUCUCGGGGACGAUCAGACGGUGUACAUCUGUUCUUCCGAAGACCAGACAAUUUUCCUUCACUAGAACACCUUUGACAGUUUUUAGAAGACAGAUAUCAGUAACCACCAUCAUGCCAACACCUCAGGGAAUCAACGGGUUGUACGAUUUUCGGCGUGUCACCCCAGACGACAUCGAAAAACAGACUGAUGCGCUCAUCUCACAACAACGCGCAUCGUAUGACGCUGUUGGCUCACUGCCAUUGGACACUGUUAGCUAUGACAAUGUCAUUAAGAAAUUAGCAGACCUGAUGAACGAGCGCUCAACCUUUGGGUCACCACUCGACUUCCCCCAACAUGCUGCGACUGAUAAGGCUGUCCGUGAAGCUUCAAGCAAAGCUGAGCAGAAGCUUGAGGAGUUUGAUGUCGAAAUGAGCAUGAGAAAGGACAUAUUUGACCGAGUGGUAGCAUUUAAGGAAAAUGUUGGAGUUGAGGGCAUGAGCAGUGAGCAGAAGAGGCUUGUGGACAAACUCAUUCUGCAUGGAAGACGCAAUGGUCUCCAUUUGUCGAGCGAGAUUCAGGACCAGGUGAAGAGCAUCAAGAAGCGCAUGUCAGAGCUGAGCAUCAAGUUCCAGCGCAACUUGAACGAGGACAAUACCAAGCUCUUCUUCACCCGAGAGGAGCUGGCAGGGAUGCCCGACGAUUUCAUUAACGAACUUGCCCAGGUAAAUCAGAGGACUGGGUUGAUUUACAGGUGUGAUAGUGUGAAGGUGAAGGUUCAAUUACUCGGAAGCAUAAUGAGAAAUUUAUGCAUGGAAGAGAACACGCCCAUUCUGGAGGAACUGAUAACCCUCCGUCAGAAGGAGGCUGACCUUCUGGGCUACAAGAACCACGCUGCGUAUGUCCUGGAGGAACGCAUGGCCAAGACCCCAGAGAACGUUGCCGAGUUCCUCUCUGGCCUGUCUGAGAAGCUUCAACCCCUGUGGAAGCAGGAACGACAGGACAUGCUGAAGUUGAAGAAGGACGAGUGUGAGAAAUACAGUUAUGAAUACUCCGGCAAGCUAGACUUCUGGGAUUUCCGUUACUACAUGAAUCAAGUGGAGGAAAAAAUGUUUGCUGUGGAUCAAGAUGAGGUGCGUCAGUAUUUUCCCCUGGACAAGGUUACCUCGGGCUUAUUGGAUAUAUACCAAAUUUUGUUAGGCCUUAAAUUCACCCAAGAAGUUGAUGCAGACACAUGGCAUGAAGAUGUGAAACUGUAUCGUGUGAAUGACGCGGAGACAGGGGAGAAGAUGGGGUACUUUUUCCUUGAUUUGUAUCCUCGAGAUGGCAAGUUUGGUCAUGCUGCUAUUUUCCCCCUUCAGCCAUCCUGUGAAGGGCCCACAGGAGACCGUCAGGUUGCAGUCUGUGCAAUGAUGUGCAAUUUUACUAAGCCUACCAAAGACAAGCCUGCUCUCUUGGACCAUUCAGAGGUUGAGACAUACUUCCAUGAGUUUGGUCACGUGAUGCACCACAUCUGUUCUCGUGCAACAUUUGCCAUGUUUGCUGGAACUCGUGUGGAACGAGACUUCCUGGAAGCACCAUCGCAGAUGUUAGAGAACUGGGUUUGGGAGAAGGAACCUCUUGCCCUUAUGUCUGGUCAUUACAAGACUGGUGAGAACUUGCCUGAUGAAAUAGUAGAAAGGCUGCAGAAAUCACGAAAGGCAAACGCUGGUGGAUUUAACUUGCGUCAGAUCAUUUUGGGAACCUUUGAUCAAGCAAUCCAUACAAGAGGGCAGGCAGACACCAAGUCCUUGUUUGCUCAAACAUAUCGUGAUAUUAUGGACAUCGAACCCAUUCCAAACACCAACAUGCCAGCCAACUUUGGUCAUCUUGCUGGUGGUUAUGAUGCACAGUAUUAUGGUUAUCUGUGGAGUGAGGUAUUCUCCAUGGACAUGUAUGAGAGUCGGUUCAAGAAGGAAGGCAUCUUGACCCCUGCAGUUGGAACCGAUUAUCGUACAAAGAUUCUUCAGCCGGGUGGAUCAAAGGAUGCUGCGGAUUUACUUAGAGAUUUCUUAGGUCGUGAUCCAACACAUGAUGCUUUCCUGCGCAACAAAGGCCUGCAAGUCUGAAUUUGAGAGCAGCUGAAUAAUGCAGUUUUGAUGCCAUUGUAAGUUUAGAAGUGUAUAGUCCUUUUUUUGAGUUGGGUAAUACAGAUUUAUUUUUUACAGAAUGUCAUGUGUAAAGUUAUUUAGAAAAAGAAAUUGAAAUUGUAUUUAAGUAGCACCAGAAUUUGUUCUUUAGUACAUGGGAUGAGGAGUAACAUUGUUACUCAGGAUUAAUUAGCAGUGUAAAGAACUGCAGUUACAUAUUAUAUUAAUAUGAAAUUCAGAGGAAACUCAACGAAAACAAAUUAUCACUGUUAUGUCAACUGUUUUAUUCAGUAGUCUACAUUCACAGGCGUUGAAAUGAAGUAUUUCUGUAUUAUCAUUUGGUUCAUUUAAGAUAAACAAAAAUACCAAAUGAUUGCCAGUAUGUAUAUAUAUAUAUAUAUAUAUAUAUAUAUAUAUAUAUAUAUAUAUAUAUAUAUAUAUAUAUAUAUAUAUAUAAUGUAUGUAUAUAUACACACACACACACACUUGAUUAUAAUAUUUAUAUACAGUAAGACCUUUAUUCUUAAGACCAUUACACAGAUACAUGGGAGCACAGAUUAUAGUUGAUACCAAAAUAUUUAUUACAAAAGAAAAGGUCAGUCUUGUAGAUAAUCCCUUCCUUUUCAAUACAAUUUUUUUGUUUUUUAUUUUUGGAGACGCUGGUACCAUAUGCAGAGACUAGUGACUGUGACGAGUGCAAAUGAGUAGCCAGAGGUGUGGCACUGGAGACAGACAUGGGAGCAUGGAAUGUCACAUUCAAGUUUACUGUGAUUUUCAUUUUUGAAGGUAAUCCCUAUACUAGCUGUUGUAUUUCAGACUUUCUGGAAGGAGAUGGAUGAUUAUUUUAGUCCCAAUAUGUGGAAUAACGUCUUUAUUCAUCAGAAGUAUUUAAGAUCAUUUGUGGAUUUAUUAACCACUAAAAACUCCCAAAGAGAAUGAGGUCUUGUUGUAUAUAUCUGUGUGUGUAU